This is a messenger RNA of Oryzias latipes (Japanese medaka), 2108 nucleotides long. RefSeq lists its product as uncharacterized. NCBI's taxonomy places the organism in Eukaryota, Metazoa, Chordata, Actinopteri, Beloniformes, Adrianichthyidae. The record is from RefSeq and is a predicted model, not a curated record.
AAGCGGAACCUGUGUGAAGCUACCAGCGUGUCUCGUGUGUUGGUGAUAUAAAAAUAUAUAAACUCAGCCACUUGAACAUGGUGUCAGAAGUGAACCCAGGAGGGGUUUGAACUGAAGAACUCAGGAUAAAAAUAAUAGUGUGGAUUUUGCCGCUCGUAGUCGCCAUCGAAGUCCGGGACGGCCGCCAUGAGUCGAUUCCAGGUACCCCCACCUCAGAAGUUUUCCUUCAAGGCAGAUGACUGGCCUAAGUGGAUAAAGCGUUUUGAAAGGUUCCGGAUUGCGUCUGGUUUGGAGACUCAAGCCGAGGAGAACCAAGUGAACGCGCUGAUUUAUUCCAUGGGGGAGGAAGCCGAGGAUAUUCUGGUCUCGCUGCACCUGAGUCCGGAGGAGGCAGUCGACUUCCACACAGUCAAGACAAGGCUGGACACUCAUUUCGUGGCUCGCAGAAAUAUAAUUUUUGAAAGAGCAAAGUUCAACCAACGACAGCAGGAGAUGGAAGAGACGGUCGACAGCUUCCACACUGCGCUGCAAUGCCUGAAAGUAACGUGGAAGUCUGCUUUGCUCAGCAUCAUGGAGCAUCUGGAUGAGGAACAAUACGAGAAGAUGUUGCUGCAUCUGGAAAAGAUUCCAAAAGGAAAGAAGACAGUAUCCAGGCAGCAGAUGGUGCAAAAGAUCAUCGAGUUCUAUGGAGAGGAGGAAUCUAUCAUCGUGGUGGAUGACAUUAUGAAGAACAUUCCCAGGAACGACCGUGCAGUCCAGGAGCCGCUGCAGCCCUUUGUGGGGAAGAAGAAAACAGGGGAGAAGAGGAAACAAGAGGCUGACCCCGAACCAGAAGAGAGGAUCCUGCAGCAGAAAUCUGCAGCUGGGAAGAAGAGGAAACAGGAGGCUGAUCCCGAACCAGAAGAGAGGAUCCUGCAGCAGAAAUCUGCAGCUGUUUCUUUGACAGGCUCAGAGAAGAACCAGGUGGUGGAGGAUUCUUCAGGCAAAACAGAAGAUCCAGGCUCAGAGAAGAACCAGGUGGUGGAGGAUUCUUCUGGCAAGACCGAAGAUCCAGAAUAUCUGAAGGACCCCCAACCUGACAAGGUGACAUCAUCAUCCCCGUGGAGGAUAACUAUUGCAGAGUUGAAGAGUGAUGUCCUUGGUGAGCUUGGCCAGAAAAGCGUUGUUGUUGGAAAAGUUUUGGUGAAAUCUGCCCUGCGUACAUAUAAAACCAAGGACAACGAAAAGAAGCCCUUCUUCCAACUGGGAAUUGCUGAUGACAGCGCCUGCAUCAGGGUGAUGGUGUACGGAGAAGAGAAAUUUCCUUUUUUCAAGGAGGAAGGCUACUACAACUUCAGAAACGUGAGGGUGGAAAAAGUAGAGAUCAAUAACAGGGUCUUGCAUGAAAAAACGAUGAAAUUCAGCAGUCGAAGCAAUACUUCAAAGGCAGGAAAGUUUGAUAUUCCCCAAGAUCUGGAGCUGGAGGCUCAGAUGCUGGUCUAUGGACAGCGUCCAGUUGUCUCCAUCGAAGCGAUCAAACAUCUGGAACCGAGGAGUAGAGUCAGUGCAGAGGGAACCGUGAAAGAGAUUUGGGAUAUCCACUCUCGUAAGGUGGAGGGAAAACUCAAGAAGAAACAGGAGUUUAAACUUGAGGACACGACCGGCUCCAUCAUCAUCACUUUGUGGGGCCAAGACAUCCAGCAGCUCAGAGAUGUUUCAGUGGGAGAUUUAGUCAGAGUGACCAAUGUGACGACCAAUCACUAUCAUGAAACCAUCUCACUGAACUCCACAGUUUUUACCAAAAUCUUCAAGUUGCAAAGCACCUCCUACAAGGACGUCCAGAUAGAAAUCAUCGGCAUUAAAAGUGCAGGGGUCCAGCAGACGGAGGUGGACGUCUGGAUAAACGGGGAGGUCAACACGUUCAUCGUGGAUUCUGCAGUCCUCGCUGAAGAGCUGGGUAUCCAGCAGGGAUCCGACUUUGAGGAGAGGCUUUUGGAGAAAAUCCCUCAUCCAGCUGAAGUUGAUAUAACAGGAAACACAAUACUGAAGCUCAGGGGAAUGAAGGAGGAGUCAAAAGUUCAGAUGAGGGUGUAACUUAAAAGAAAAUUAAAAGUUUGCAUUACCUAUAA